GUGUUCUAGGACCCCUCUUCUCUCUCUCUCUCUCUCUCUCUCUCCCACCCUUUACACCUGUCGCUCUUCCACUCCUCCACGGCUCGGCCCUAGUUAGUUUCUUUCCUUCUACCUCCGCCCUUUGUUCCACACCCCCUUCCAACACCCCCCCCCCCCCCCCCCCACCACUUUCCCACUUAACUGCUCAUUCUCUUUAGACAUUUCUUUUGUUCCCCUCUCCUCGCCAACCUGCAGAGGAAAAAAAAUGAAGAUUUUCAACUGGGUACACAGGCGGUUUCUCCACAAUGUUCAUAACUCUGCAAUCUCUCUUCCCGAAGGUCGAAACGUAAAGAAGGCCGAGCCAUUUAUGAAUGAUGCAGAAACAAAAGCAUUGCUCAAGAACGUCGGCCCAGUCGACGCCAUGGAUGGGUGGAGAGAUGGCAUACUGACCAUUGGCACGUUCGGGUUCGACGCGUACAAAGAAGAAUAUGAAGAAGAAGAUGAAGACGAGGAAGAAGAAGAAGAAGAUGGGGAAGAAGAAUACUCCUUUACUAGCGCAGACAAUGAGGAAGAAGACGCAAAAGAUCAGGAAGGGGAACUGAACCCGUUAGUGUUUGCUGGAUACAAAAAAGGAGUUACAGGUGAAGUGAAGGGUGAGGAUGUGAUAGUGACGGUUGACGGUAUGCUGGUGGGUGGGGCUCCGGAACUGGCCAUGGGUCUGGAGUACUCGGGCAUUGUGGCGAGCGAUGAGGGGAAGAAGAAAGGGGAAAGAACAACGCUGGCGGAUCUGUUCUUGGCGGAUUCUGAGAUGAUGAUCAAAAGAAAAGGGGGUUCAAAGGAAGCAGCCGUGGUUGAUUCCGGUAAGAAACCGGCGCCGCUCCGGCCAAAGAACGGCCUCUCCUUCGCCAAGAAGCUCAUCCCUCGUGUUAAGGAGGAUUCGCGUCCCAUUCGAAAACUUCACCGACUGAUGAGGAAGAUGUUGAAGAGGAAGAUUCAUCCAGAGCUGCAAGGCAAGGUUUGCGACUCGGACAGUGAGAUCAAGCCUACUAGCAACAUUCUUGGACUUCUUUCCAGUGAUGAAAUGGGAGCCAAUGAUAGAGUUUCUCUGCUUCCUACCCUAGAUGCCAUUGUCUGAACUCAAUCUCACCAGGUAGUAUUUUGCUGAUUACGAUUUCUUGUAUAUGAGUCUUUGAACCAUGUGAUUUGGUGUUGUCCCUUCUUAUUUCUAUUUUUUCCCCCUUUUUUCUAUUUUUUUGCCUGUAUGUAAUGGUUUAUGUGCUGGAAGUUGGUUCCCCUUCGUCUUCGUGGUGAAGAAGUUUUAUUGAGUUUCCGAACCCUAGUACGCAGUGUGUGCAUGUGUUUUUUUUUUUCUUCCUUUUAUGACUUAUUGGGAGACAAAUCAGGCCUAAGCAAUGCAAUGUGUAACUCAUCCACAAUCUCAAAUGCAUUUGAUCCCCCGGUUGAAAAGAGACCUUUAAUAUAGAAGUCUCAAAUUUUAAUUC
This is a messenger RNA of Malania oleifera, 1481 nucleotides long. Its product is annotated as protein TILLER ANGLE CONTROL 1. Gene Ontology annotation, biological process: morphogenesis of a branching structure. Lineage: Eukaryota; Viridiplantae; Streptophyta; Magnoliopsida; Santalales; Ximeniaceae. Bases 245 to 1114 code for a protein of 289 amino acids. The transcript is spliced from 5 exons. The record is from RefSeq and is a predicted model, not a curated record.